GAUAAUUUUCGAUAUCUUCUAUAUAGAGAAAUGAAGCCGACGGUAGCUGCAGACGAAAUGUUUCCUGAAGGUGUUGGACCAUAUAUGGAUUUAGAGGAAGCUGGAGGUCCUUCUAACUUGCUGAUGGACUUGGCUGCUAAUGAAAAAGCUGUACAUGCAGACUUCUUUAAUGAUUUCGAAGACCUCUUCGAUGAUGAUGACUUAAAGUGACGCCAGUUUUUAGGACUGUAAUGAUUAGCUGCUGUUAUGUUAGAUUCUAAUUAAUAUACUUUAUUUAAUAACAUAAUGCAGUGUUUUAAUAAAAUUGAUUGAAUAAGA
This is a messenger RNA of Maniola jurtina (meadow brown), 318 nucleotides long. RefSeq names its product COP9 signalosome complex subunit 9. The coding region runs from base 31 to 210 and encodes 59 amino acids. Gene Ontology annotation, biological process: negative regulation of protein neddylation. The transcript is spliced from 3 exons. Lineage: Eukaryota; Metazoa; Arthropoda; Insecta; Lepidoptera; Nymphalidae. The record is from RefSeq and is a predicted model, not a curated record.